Molecule: messenger RNA, 772 nt
Organism: Gymnodraco acuticeps
Lineage: Eukaryota; Metazoa; Chordata; Actinopteri; Perciformes; Bathydraconidae
Product: vascular cell adhesion protein 1-like
Exons: 3
Coding region: 3-686 (227 amino acids)
Biological process (GO): cell-cell adhesion
Cellular component (GO): membrane
Source: RefSeq, a predicted model, not a curated record
CUAUGAGUUUCACUGCAGCAGCGAGUGGAUUAGUCGUCUUCCUGCUCUCUGUGUCAGUGGUUCAGGGUGAGCAUGGCUGGGGAGUGACUUACUCUUCUACUGAGAUCUGUGCAGUGAAAGGAUCAACAGUGGAGAUAAGAUGCAGCUUCACAUACCCAUCUACAUGGAAAGGUGGUGUUAACACAGUAGAGAAAACUUUCUGGUUCACUGAGAAGAAAGAUGAUGAAUGUGUAGAUCUGACCACAGUCUCAGAGUAUGCAGGUCGUGUUGAGGAUCUCUGUGAAAACAACAUCUGCACUCUGAGACUCAGAAACCUGAGAGAGAGCGACUCAGUUCAGUACAAGUUCAGGAUCAAAACAAACCAAGAUACAUACUUUGGUUAUCCUGGACCCACUCUGUCCGUCACAGACUCUCCAAAGCCUCCCUCUGUGUCAGUGAGUCCCUCUGCUGAGAUAGAGGAGGGCAGUUCAGUGACUCUGACCUGUAGCAGUGAUGCUAACCCAGCAGCUAACUACACCUGGUACCAGGAGGAUGGAAAUGCACACCUUUCUUCUUUCAAUGAAGGACCACGUCUUUUCCUCAGCUCCAUCCCGUCCUCUGACUCUGGACAGUAUUACUGCAGAGCUGGGAAUAUGCUGGGGAACACAAUAUCUGAAUCCAUCUCUAUUGAUGUGACAUGUGAGUGAAACCCAGAUCAUAUAAAAAGCAUCAUGCAACCAAUGGCAACUUGUUCACAGUCUUCUGCUGAGGUCAAUGAGAUGGAGAGCAGCUA